CUUGCGGGCGUGCCCACGGCGUCAGCCCCUCCCCUGUGGACCCCGCCCAGCCAGCCCCGCCCCACGUUUGCUGCGGCUUGGUGCAGCGAGCCUGGGGCUGGCUGGCGCUGCGGGGUGGAGUAGGUUUUCCCAGCAGCGGCCAGGCCCCAGCCGUGGUCUCCGCGUGUGUCUCCUGGCAGGCCGGACCCUGUAGUGGCUCCAGAGCUGGCUGCGAGGGAGCUCUUACUCCAGCCUCCUCGCACCUUACAGCCCCAUCCUUCACCCAACCUGGCUAGCUAACGAAUGUGGGGAAGACAAACUUCCAAGACAGACGGUUUAGGGCCCAGCGGAGGACAGCUCAGUGAUGGCGCCCAUUUUUGGAAACGCAGGCGAAUUUGAGGUCGCAGGGAGGUGUGGUCGACUCCUGUUGGGACGGGAGAGCCUUCAUUUCUCUGCUGCUGCGGUAGCCGGUGCCUCGGAGUGAAUGGAGUGUGUUAUAGGGCAGGACACUUAAAACUUCGCGUCUUGAAAACUUGAACUCGGACAUGAUUAGGAACAGAAGGUGUCCAGGAGGAGGCUCUGUUAAAAAUCGUAUUUGCUUCUGGGGGAAAGGCUAUGAGCUACCUGACUUCUCAUGACCGGGAAGUCUCCCUUACCUUUUCUGUACUCUUGGAGGGGUGUCUUGCUCACAUGUUUACCAGCAGCUGGGACAAGGAAGAGAAAAGGUGAUGGAAAGUGAGGAUCAUCAGCACCAAGAAUCCCAGCACCUGGGUUUUACAUUAUUUCAGAUGAUGAAAAUUGAUUCCUGUUGUCCCUAAGUCCAGGUGAAAUGAGCCGCCAGACUGCAACAGCAUUACCUACUGGAACCUCGAAGUGUACACCCUCCCAGAGGGUGCCUGCCCUGACUGGCACAACUGCAUCCAACAAUGACUUGGCGAGUCUUUUUGAGUGUCCGGUCUGCUUUGACUAUGUGUUACCACCCAUUCUUCAGUGUCAGAGCGGCCAUCUUGUUUGUAGCAACUGUCGCCCGAAGCUCACAUGUUGUCCAACCUGCCGGGGCCCUCUGGGAUCCAUUCGCAACUUGGCUAUGGAGAAAGUGGCCAAUUCUGUACUUUUCCCGUGUAAAUAUGCCUCUUCUGGAUGUGAAAUAACUUUGCCACACACAGAAAAAGCAGACCACGAAGAGCUCUGUGAGUUUAGGCCUUAUUCGUGUCCGUGCCCUGGUGCUUCCUGUAAAUGGCAAGGCUCUCUGGAUGCUGUAAUGCCCCAUCUGAUGCAUCAGCAUAAGUCCAUUACGACCCUACAGGGAGAGGAUAUAGUUUUCCUUGCUACAGACAUUAAUCUUCCUGGUGCUGUUGACUGGGUGAUGAUGCAGUCCUGUUUUGGCUUUCACUUCAUGUUAGUCUUGGAGAAACAGGAAAAGUACGAUGGUCACCAGCAGUUCUUUGCAAUUGUACAGCUGAUAGGAACACGCAAGCAAGCUGAAAAUUUUGCUUAUCGACUUGAGCUAAAUGGUCAUAGGCGGCGAUUGACUUGGGAAGCGACUCCACGCUCUAUUCAUGAGGGAAUUGCCACAGCCAUUAUGAAUAGUGACUGCCUAGUCUUUGACACCAGCAUUGCACAGCUUUUUGCAGAAAAUGGCAAUUUAGGCAUCAAUGUAACUAUUUCCAUGUGUUGAAAUGGUAAUCAAAUAUUUUCUGGCCAGUGUUUAAAACCAUUGCAUUCAAUUUCACAGAGAAUAAGGCACCCAUCUGCCUGUCAACCUGAAACUUUUGGUAGGUGGAAGCUAGACACAUGAAGGUAAAUAAAAGGAAAGGCUGUUAAAUACAGGAAACAGUUGCAUGUAGUAACACUAAUAUAUUUAAAAAUAAGUCAGCAGUAAACCACUGAAAAAAAUAUAUAUAUACACCCAAGCUGGGCAUCUUUUGUAUUAAGAAAGGAAGCAUUGUAAAAUAAUUCUGAAUUUGUGUUGUAGAUUGACUGUACUGUUGAAAAAUACUGGGUUUUUGUUUUGUGUGUGAGCUGCGAGCGGGGUGUGUGUGUGUGCGUGCGUGCGCCCAUAUGUGUGUGUGUGUGUGUGUAUGUGUGUGGGGGGGGGGUUUUUUUUUUUCUCCUUUAACCGACAAGCCAUGUUGAGUGGUCUUGGGCCACUGCUUUCCCCUUUGUGAGUCAAUACAUAGUGCUGCUGUGUGUGUCUAUUUUUUUGUGUGUGUAUUUGCUAAUUUUUAUUAAUUCUAGUUUUUCAUUAAAUAAAUUUGACUUUCUUUUCUGUAAUUCAGGUUUUUCCUCACUUUUUUUGUAUCUUUUUAAAGUUAGUGUCUUUUUGAUAUGCAUAAUUGUUUAUGGUAAAGUUUAUACAUAUGUGUUCAAUACGUAUUUUCUUUUCCCCCAUUAAUCAGUUCAUUAGAAGUAUUUUACAUUCAACUCUUUUGAGAAGAUAGGAGUUCCAGAAAGGAAAGGUAACAGCAGAAUUAUCAGAAGCUAUUUAAAGCAGUUGUAAGAUGGUCUCUGUCUCUCUCUUUUCUCCAGCUGAGUCAUACCUUUGAACUUAUUCUUUGAAAGGUUAGGGAAUACUGAUUUUUUUUUUUUUAAUACUGGAAAAAAAAAAAUCAGGCUUUUUUUCCCCUCCAAAUAUCUUGGACAAAUCACAUGUUUAAAAUUUGUUCUUGUAUUUAUUGGUUUUGCAGAAGAAGGCAUCGUCUUACACAGUAUUUGUAAUCAAAAGCAAAUCAUUUGUUUAAAAGCAGUUUGCAAAAAAUGUUUUUGGUCUUUUAUAAUUCUCAUUAAAAGAAUAUCUGGCAAAUUAAAAACUUUCAUUUGUCUGCUUUA
Messenger RNA from Lutra lutra (Eurasian river otter), 2808 nucleotides. It is a transcript of the gene SIAH1, whose product is annotated as siah E3 ubiquitin protein ligase 1. The transcript has 3 exons. Gene Ontology annotation, biological process: proteasome-mediated ubiquitin-dependent protein catabolic process; multicellular organism development. Gene Ontology annotation, cellular component: cytoplasm. The coding region runs from base 809 to 1657 and encodes 282 amino acids. The record is from RefSeq and is a predicted model, not a curated record. Lineage: Eukaryota; Metazoa; Chordata; Mammalia; Carnivora; Mustelidae. Gene Ontology annotation, molecular function: ubiquitin protein ligase activity; zinc ion binding; ubiquitin conjugating enzyme binding.